This is a messenger RNA of Bombina bombina (fire-bellied toad), 2610 nucleotides long. RefSeq names its product chromodomain Y like 2 (gene CDYL2). Gene Ontology annotation, molecular function: transcription corepressor activity. The record is from RefSeq and is a predicted model, not a curated record. Bases 65 to 1546 code for a protein of 493 amino acids. The transcript has 7 exons. NCBI's taxonomy places the organism in Eukaryota, Metazoa, Chordata, Amphibia, Anura, Bombinatoridae. Gene Ontology annotation, cellular component: nucleus.
GCCAGCCCUGGCUGUCAUUCUGCACUCACAGCCAGAGAGCCGGAGCAGCGCAUAUCCCCGAGUCAUGGCUUCGGGGGACCUGUAUGAGGUUGAAAGAAUUGUCGAUAAAAGGAAGAAUCGGAAAGGGAAGUGGGAAUACCUUAUUCGGUGGAAAGGCUAUGGUAGUAGUGAAGACACAUGGGAGCCUGAACAUCAUCUUCUACAUUGUGAGGAAUUCAUUGAUGAGUUUAAUGGACUUCAUGUGUCUAGGGAUAAAAAAGCUAAAAAUGGGAAACAGUCAGCAUCCAAAUUUUUACGGGGGAGUUCUAUGGAUAAGAUUUCCCAUCGCAUGACAGAGCCCAGGAAAGCUAGACUAGUAUCUCAUAAAAGUCAAAAAAUGCACUCUUUUAUAAAGCAGAAGAAGGCAGGCACAUCUAAAUAUUCUUCAGGGGACCGAGCCACAAAAACUGUUUCUUAUAGAACUACUCCUAGUGGACUACAGAUAAUGCCACUGAAAAAGAACUUGGAAAAUGGAGAUCACAAAGAGACCAAGCAUUUUGAACAGGAUUCAGAGCAGGAUAAAAAUGAGCUUGAGGAUGACAAAAUACAGCAAGGCUUGCCAGGCGGACUGGAAAUAUGUGAUUCCCCUAUUGUAAAUGGAAUAGGAGAACCUUUGACUAAUGGAGGAUUAAACUCCCAUGCGGUGAAACGGAAACUAGACGUAGAGAAAGACUACGUGUUUGAUAAAAGGCUGCGGUACAGUGUCCGUCAGAAUGAGAGCAGUUGCAGAUUUCGGGACAUAGUAGUACGGAAGGAAGAUGGCUUUACGCACAUCCUGCUAUCCAGUCAAACGUCCGAUAACAACGCCCUGACACCUGAUAUUAUGAAGGAGGUUCGCCGAGCACUAUAUAAUGCAUCAACUGAUGACAGCAAACUCCUUCUCCUUAGUGCUGUUGGAAGUGUAUUCUGCAGUGGUUUAGAUUAUUCAUACCUUCUAGGAAGAUUAUCUAAUGACAGGAGGAAAGAGAGCUCAAGGAUUGCAGAAGCCAUAAGGGACUUUGUGAAGGCUUUCAUCCAGUUCAAGAAGCCCAUUGUGGUUGCCAUUAAUGGACCUGCCCUUGGUUUAGGAGCAUCUAUAUUGCCACUUUGUGACAUUGUAUGGGCAAGUGAGAAGGCCUGGUUCCAGACUCCUUAUGCAACGAUUCGCCUAACUCCAGCUGGGUGCUCCUCAUACACAUUUCCUCAAAUCCUCGGUGUUGCAUUGGCAAACGAGAUGCUGUUCUGUGGGCGGAAGCUCACUGCACAGGAAGCAUGUAGUAGAGGUCUUGUAUCACAAGUAUUUUGGCCCACAACGUUUAGCCAGGAGGUGAUGCUUCGGGUGAAGGAGAUGGCUGCUUGCAGUGCAGUGGUGUUAGAAGAAUCAAAGUGUCUCGUUCGAAGUUUCCUAAAAUCUGUUUUGGAAGAUGUGAAUGAGAGAGAAUGUCAGAUGUUAAAGCAGUUGUGGAGCUCUCCAAAGGGCCUGGACUCCUUAUUCAGCUAUUUGCAGGAUAAAAUAUAUGAAGUCUGAUGCCACUGUGAGAUUUCAUAACUUCCUGCAAAUUCAAGUUGACAAGCAAAGGUGUACAGAACACUCCCUGUAAAUACCUGAAAUUAUGCAAUGGAAUAUUCCAUGGAAUAUUUACUACUGCUUCCAGUUUUAAUUUAUACUUGUUUUUUGUUUUACAUGAACAAAUACUGUACUGAUACAACCAUACAUACAGUUUACUAAAUGCUGUAACUUCACACAGAAAUAUUAAUUACAUUCCAUAUGCAAACGGAAACAUUUUUUCAACCGAAAUGAUUCAUUUUGAAGUCUGUAUUAAAUUUAAUUUACUUGGUAUGAGGACAUUAAUUUCAUAUGUAUGCUGUUCUAUCUAGUAAUCCAAUUGAAGUAAUAAUGUGAUAUUUGCACUUUUUUAUUAUUAUUUUGCGUACUAAAGCAUUGAGUGAUAUUUGUAUAUAAUGUUACCAUUUUCCAUUGAAAAACUAGAAUUUGUUUCUGUAAAUGAUAGAAAUUGACUAAUUUAUUUACUGAUUUUUUUUUACAUUCUUAUAAAGAAUAUAUAUAUUAUUUUUUUUUAUGGUUUGCUUCAUCUCGUUAAUGGACAUUACACAUCUUGUAGAUGCAUCUUAACAAUGCAGAAACAAAGGAUGAUGGGAGUAAUGUAAAAAUGGUGUAGCUACAUAUAGAUUAACAUUAUGCCAUGUUUUUUUGUUUGUUUUUUAUUACAUAGUUAAAUGUGAACAUCAUUUGAAGAAAUGGUUUGCUUGGCAACAGCUAAUUCUAGGUUGCAUUGUAUCACUAUCUCAUGAUAGCAUAGUGACGACUUUUGAUGGUUUUCCAUCUUUAACAUAAUGUUUUGUUGCUUGUUAGAUAAUACAUGCUUUUGUAAAAUAGAUCAUUUGUUGUAAGGUGUGAUUUCUGAAUCCUACAUGUAUCCUAUGUAAGAUUAUUUUGUUGAACCGACUAUUGUGAAUUCUUUGUAUAGUAAUUUAAGUCACAAUCCCUUUAUUGCUGCUUAUUUCCACUGUAGUGGUAAUUUGUCUGUUUACAUUUUACAUUACAUAGUGAUUAAAAAACAAGUUACAGAA